AUGAACCUCGAUCAACUGUCGCAGUUUCUCUCCACGGUGAUACGCCGGCACACCGCACGCGAGGAGAGCAUUGGCGCAAAACGGCGACUUGUGGCGCUGUACCGCGACGAUGCCAGGUGCGACGUUGCUCUGUCGCUCCCUGUCGCUUCGCUCAAGACACUCUACACGGACUUUGAAGUACGUGAGCUGCCCGCCUUUUACGGCGAUGGUGCUCCCCUUGUGCUCGAGCUAGACGGCAGUGCCUCAACCAAGACUGGAGAUGAUUCUGCGCGGAACGGAGUAAUCGUCAGCUCCCCAAAGCGUCCUCGUGACGCCCAGGAAAGCCAUGAUGAAACGGCAGUCGCCCCAAAUGUCGCGGAUGCGAGCGCGCCGGUACCGUACAGCACCGUCGAGGAGGUGAUCGGCCCCCUGAUCAGCACCGAGGACCUUGUGAACCUGCGUACCGGACUGGCCGGUGCAGCCAAGUCGAUUCCGCUGCCAAGUGUCACCGACAAGGAGAAGCGCGCCGCGCUUCACAAGGCCAUCAAGACCUGUCUCGGUGGCACGCACGUGAGCAACACGGUGGAUGGGGUUGUGACUGUCGUAAAAGCGAACGCCGCCGAUCGUCGGGAAGAGCGUCGCCGCUCUCGCACCAGUCGCCCAGAGCCCAGGUACCACCAUUUUACGCUUUACAAGGAGAACACGGACAGCAACCAGGCGCUGCGCAUGCUCGCCCACCACCUGAAGCUCUCCUCGCGACAACUGCAGUUCUGCGGCACCAAGGACAAGCGGGCCGUCACGCUGCAACGCGUUGCAGUACGCGAAACAACAGUGGAGCGGCUCAAGACGAUCAACAGUCGCACUUUUGGAGCACACAACGUCAUCAAGGUCUGCAGUUUCACGGAGGAGAAACAUGGGUUGCGCCUCGGCGACGCUCUCGGGAACCAGUUUCGCAUCGCUCUCCGCAUGUUCUCUGCCGCGCCAUCGGCCGCCGAAAGCGAGACCUCCGUGUGCCAUGUGCUCACGGCUCAGGACCUGCACGAGGUAGAGCGCGUCGUGCAAGAGGUAGGGGUCAUCAACUACUUUGGCCCUCAGCGCUUUGGCACGACAAGCAUAUUGACCAGUGACGUUGGCAUCCAGUUCCUGCAGGGGCGCCUUCGCGAGGGCCUUCGCUUGAUCCUGGAGUCAAAGGCGCACAUGGUGCCGGAGAUGCAGCGGGUAGUGGAGCUCUUUGACGCGAGUGACUGCGCGGCAGCGCUUCAGGCAGUUCCGUACUAUUGCUACCAGGAACGCGACAUUCUCAAACACCUGUCGACGAAUCCGAACGACUACCUGGGCUCGUUGCAGGCCAUCUCACGUACCAUGGGAAUGAUGUACUUUCACUCUGUGCAGAGUCUCGUAUGGAACCUGCUGGCCUCGUCGCGGCUGUCCGACAAGAGUCGAGCACACGCUGAGGUUGGCGAUCUCGUGUUUGAAUCGACGUAUCAGGAGCGCGUGGCGGACAGGGAUGCGCGUCCAACGCCGAAUUCUGAUAAGUCCAAACUCCCGGCUGUCCGUCGUCUGACAAGCGAAGACGAGUGCGCGCAUUUCGGCCUGGAGGACGUCCUUCUGCCGGUCCCAGGCCCAGAUCAAGAUCUCGUGUACCCCUCCUCCAUCGGCUGCACGCGAGACGACUACGAUGCUGUGCUCGCGGCGCUGGGCAUCAACUUUGCGUCGAAGGAGGCGCUGGCGCUGAUGAAGGUGUUUCACUUCCACGGCACGUACCGCGCGCUGGGGGUGCGACCCAAGGAGUUUUCACUGCGUGCGGAGAUCGUGGCAGGCUGGCGAACCCCUGUGCUGAAGUCCGACUGGGAGAAACACUGCGACGCGGAAGGCAUCGUGACACCGGCGCUCAGCAGCGCCGGCAACGGGGCAACGGGGCUGGAACCGACGGGGCCGCUGCAAGUCGUGGUCGCCACCUUCUCACUGCCUCCCGGCAGCUACGCGACGAGUGUGCUACGAGAGUUUUGCAUUCCCACGACGGAGAACGGUCAAGGCAAAGAUUCAGGGACUGAGGAUGAGUAA
Molecule: messenger RNA, 2043 nt
Organism: Leishmania mexicana MHOM/GT/2001/U1103
Lineage: Eukaryota; Euglenozoa; Kinetoplastea; Trypanosomatida; Trypanosomatidae
Exons: 1
Coding region: 1-2043 (680 amino acids)
Biological process (GO): pseudouridine synthesis
Cellular component (GO): nucleus
Molecular function (GO): pseudouridine synthase activity; RNA binding
Source: RefSeq, a predicted model, not a curated record